This is a messenger RNA of Acytostelium subglobosum LB1, 573 nucleotides long. RefSeq lists its product as hypothetical. Gene Ontology annotation, molecular function: protein heterodimerization activity; DNA-binding transcription activator activity, RNA polymerase II-specific. The record is from RefSeq and is a predicted model, not a curated record. Gene Ontology annotation, biological process: regulation of DNA-templated transcription. The coding region runs from base 1 to 573 and encodes 190 amino acids. Lineage: Eukaryota; Evosea; Eumycetozoa; Acytosteliales; Acytosteliaceae. The transcript has 2 exons. Gene Ontology annotation, cellular component: nucleus.
AUGAGGGUGCCUAUAUUAUUGGCCAAGGCUUGUGACUUGUUCAUCCAGGACUUGACUACUAGAUCAUGGGUGCACACAGAGGUUGGCAAGAGAAAGACGUUGCACAAGACGGACGUAGCACAUGCCAUCGCGAGGAACGAGGCAUAUGACUUUUUGGUCGACGUUGUUCCUUGGAGGAACAUUGUCAAGCCAAAGCGAACGGAAGACACCACAUUAAUAAUGCGUAACACUGGUAACCUAACACCAGAGGGUAUGCACUACCUUCAAUACCUACAUCUACAACAGUACCUCAGGGAGACAAAGACAAGUUCAAUAAUCAUUCAACCAAUUUAUAAGACAACAACAUUGUCUCCAACUGCUGCAAGUUCACAACAACAUCAACAACAACAACAACAACAACAGUAUUAUAACCAACAACAACAACAACAAUUGAUGUUGGGAUACCAACAGCAGCAACAACAUUACAAUCAAAAUCAACAACAGAAACAUAGUACAAUUUUGACAAAGUUGGAGGAAGAAGAUGAAGAUGAAGAUAUCGAUGAGGAUGAUGACGCUCACUCAAUCGAGGAAUAA